CCGGAAGCGCCGCGGGCGCUAUAGCAACGGAGGACCGGCGGCGGUGGCGAUAGACCAUGUCUGGUCCAGCCGAUGAGACCGCGGGAGACCUGCCUGUGAAAGACAUUGGUCCAAACCUCUCUGGAAUCGGAGGAUUACAAGAAUCGUCCAGUAUCCAGAAAGUGAAGCCUCGGCAGGCAGUAACCCGGGUCAGUCGUGAGGAGCUGGAAGAUCGGUUUUUGCGUUUGCACGACGAGAACAUCCUACUGAAGCAGCAUGCCCACAAACAGGAAGAUAAAAUUAAAAGAAUGGCCACCAAGCUAAUACGGCUCGUUAAUGACAAGAAAAGAUCCGAGCGGGUCGGUGGCGGCUCCAAGCGGCCGGGACGGGACGUGGAACUGGAGGAAAUGAUCGAGCAGCUCCAAGAGAAGGUUCAUGAGCUCGAGAGACAAAAUGAGGGCCUCCGAAACCGACUCAUUUCCACUAAGCAGCAGCUUCAAGUUCAGGGUCACAGGCAUACGCCAUAUAACCACGUGCAGUCCCGAAUUAACACCGGGCUCAGGAAGCUGAACGAGAGUGUCGGCUUGCGGGACGGCACCGGGAAAGGAAUGAGAACACAAAAUGUAGAGAGAACCAGAUCCCCACAAGCCGGGCUUCCCAAAUAUGGGCAUAGUUUGCUUGAAGAAGCAAAAGCAGAAAUAAGAAAUUUAGAAAACGUGAUUGAGUCUCAGAAAGGCCAAAUUGAGGAAUUGGAACACUCAGAAGAAAUCCUGAAAUCUCAGAUGAAGAGAAGCGAGAAGGAGUUUGAAAAAGUUCUUCUGCAGCUUAGAGAACAACAAGCAACAGGUCAGAGGUCAAACAUCCGGGACAAUGUGGAAAUGAUCAAGCUUCACAAGCAACUGGUGGAGAAAAGCAAUGCUCUUUCAGUAAUGGAAGGAAAAUUUAUCCAACUGCAGGAGAGUCAAAGGAAUCUUAAGGCCAGUCACGAUGCCUUAAUGGCGAAUGAAGAUGAGCUCAACCUCCAGCUUAAAGAGCAGAGAUUAAAAUGUUGCAGCCUUGAGAAACAGUUACAGCUAAUGACAUUUUCUGAACGAAGAAAAGAAGAGCUGCAGGAUAGAAUUAACGACUUAGAAAAGGAGCGGGAACUUUUAAAGGAAAACUAUGAUAAACUUUACAGCAGUGCCUUCGGUGUGACCCACGAGCAGCAGUGGAAGUUAAAGGAGCAGCAGCUGAAACUGCAGAUCGCUCAGCUGGAGAGUGCCCUAAAAUCGGACUUAGCCGACAAAACGGAGAUCCUCUCUAGACUGAAAGUCGAACGAGACCAGAAUGAGGUGCUCACUCAAGAGAAUAGAAAACUCCAGCUGCAAUAUCUGGAGCACAAGCAACAGCUGGAUGAACUUGAAAACCGCAUGAAGUUUUUCAGCAAGGAGAGUGAUAUUGACGUGUCCGAAUUCAGUGAAGCUCUCAUGCUUGUAAAGGCUCGAAAAGAGCAGAAAAGCCGGGACCUCUCCUUUCUGGAGAAAGUCGAUGAUGACGUCCGAAAGGACAUGGAGCAAACAUUGCGAGAACUUCAAGCAACACAUGCAGAAACAAUACAAGAACUCGAGAAAACAAGGAAUAUGUUAAUAAUGCAACACAAAAUCAAUAAAGAUUACCAGAUGGAAGUUGAAACAGUGACCCAGAAGAUGGAAGAUUUCCAGCAAGACUACGAACUGCAACUGGAGCAGUAUGUUCAUCUUCUUGACAUCAGGGCUGCACGCAUUCAAAAACUAGAAGCGCAACUGAAGGACAUUGCGUAUGGCACCAAGCAGUACCGAUUUAAACCCGAUAUCAUGCCAGGUGAUCCAGUAGAUGAAUUCGAUGAAACCGUGCACUUGGAACGAGGCGAGAACCUAUUCGAAAUCCACAUCAGCAGAGUGAUCUUUUCUCCUGAAGCCGUACACCCAUUAGGAGACCGAGAGCCCGCCACCUUCUGCACCUAUGCUUUCUAUGAUUUUGAACUCCAGACCACCCCAGUGGUGCGUGGCCUCCAUCCCGAUUAUAACUUCACCUCUCAGUACCACGUACAUGUCAACGAUUUCUUUUUGCAGUAUAUCCAGAAGAAUACUGUCACUCUGGAAGUCCACCAGGCCUAUAGCACCGAUUAUGAAACGGUGGCAGCGGGUCAGAUGCGAUUCCAUGAAAUCCUGGAAAAGAAUGGGCGGAUCUUUGGAAGAGCAAUUUUAGUUGGAAUUAGGGAAGACAUCCAAAACUAUGGCACUGUAGAAUAUUGGAUUCGAUUAAGGGUUCCUAUGGAUCAAGCAAUCAGACUGUACAAAGAACGGGCAAAAGCUCUGGGAUAUAUUACAACCAAUCUUAAGGAACCAGACCAAAUGCAUCAGUUGAGACAGCAGACACACAGAAAGGACCAACUCUGUUCACCAGUAUCUACAGAUGGCAAGUUAAAUGAACUCCAUAUUACAAUAAAAUGUUGCAACAACCUCCAACCCCGAGCAAGCCACCUGCAGCCAAGUCCAUAUGUUGUGUACAAGUUUUUUGACUUUGCAGAUCACGACACAUCCAUCAUUCCGAACAGCAAUGACCCACAGUUCGAUGAUCACAUGUGCUUUCCUGUGCCCAUGACCACAGAUUUAGACAAGUACCUAAGGUCGGAGACCCUGAGAUUUUAUGUGUUUGACGACGGCGAGCCGCGAGAUGAUAUUUACGUAGGGAAAGCAAAUGUGCCUCUAAUUUCUUUGGCACAUGACAGAAGUAUCUCAGGUACAUUUGAGCUGACGGAUUCGGAAAAGCAUCCUACCGGCACCAUCCAUGUCGUACUAAAAUGGAAGUUGGCGUACCUUCCCCCAAGUGGAUCAGCAGCAGCUGGAGACUUAGCAAACCUUAUACAAAACGAAGAGCCGGCCGUGGUCCAGAGACUACCACCGACUCCCACUCGGCCUGCUUCAGUCACUGCACCGACACCCAAACCAAGACAACGAUCCACCCACGCAGACAAGAAGGUGUCCUUUGUGGAUGUGCAACCCUCUCCGCCUCCAAAAGCUGCUUCAGAUGAAGAUGUGAAAGAGGCUUCAGCGAAAACAGAAGUUAAUUCUGCACCAGUUGCAGAUGUUCCAGAGGUUUUCCACGAAAGGUUAGCAGACAAAGUAAACGAGACCCCUGACAAAAUCCAGCAAGGAAAGGAAGACUUGUCUCAGCUCUCCGAAGGUCAGCUUGCUGACGACAGCUCGGCUACCUCCGACGAUGGAACGGAAAUUCCCGAGGAGUUGGAGACGGAAGAUCAAGAAAAUAGAUCUGCCGCUGACGCAACUGAAUCAGUAAUGACCGACAGUGAUGACUGCAUCGUUCCAAGUCCCGUGUCCGAGAAUUUCAGGCAGCCGUCAGAAAAAAUCCGGAUUGAAAUUAUAUCCCUCAGCCUCAAUGAUUCCCCAAUAACCAUGGAUGAGACUAUAAAACGACUCUUUGUAGAAUGCCGAUUCUGUAACUUUCCUGCGGAAGAGACACCGGUGUCCCUUCCAAAACCCCAAAGUGGGCGAUGGAUCCACUAUAAUUACAGCAAUGUGAUCUAUGUGGAUAAGGAAAAUAACCAAGCAAGAAGGGAUUUCCUUAAGGCCCUUUUGCAAAGACCAGACAAGCAUCCUGGAAGCGUCCGAUUCACCGUGGUCAGCGACCCCGCAGAAGACGAGCAGGAUCUGGAAUGCAAUGACAUCGGCUUUGCGCACGUCAGCCUCCCAGAGAUGUUUCAGAGAGAACAAGACAUCAUCGAGCAAGACAUUGACAUUACUGAUGCCCAGGAUGACGGUGAAGUUAUCGGGAAGCUCAGGGUAACAGUGGAAGCCCUCUCUGCCCUACGCUCGGUCUACGAGGAAUUCCAAGACAACUGAGAGGGCCUAGAAGGAAACUGUUCUUACAGCCUGGUCUUCUCCCGAGAAAACUCUCAGACGAUGGCCCUGGGACGAGACCGUCUGUAAUUACUCCAGUAGAGCAAUGUCUAAUUUAUGUGAAAAGGGCCUCGGGAUUGCCCUUGUAAAGUUUUGUAUAUUUUUCAAUUUGUUUAUUUUUCUACUCGUCCGCUCCCCUGGCUGCUUCCCUCCCCCGGGGCCUCUGAUUCUCCACAGCGGCCAGUGGCUCCUCAAUAAUUCAAACCUACAUGAGGGCACAAGACGCCUUCUUUGCAUUUCUAGCAUUUUUUCCGACGCAGAUCGGAAGUAGAGAAGCCAUCGGAUUUUUAUGUAAAAUCGGGAAAAAAAGCCAGGGCCUUUAGAAAACUUGGUGGGGGAAAAAUACUUUUAUGUGAUCCCUAAUCACUCCUCUAAAUGGAAUGCCUGUGAUUAGCCUCAUUAGGAGUUUUAUACUGUGAAGAUUUUAUUAGAAGCAAUAUAUGAAAAUUACUUGGAUUAAUGUGUUAAUCUUCCUCUUUAAAAUGCUAAUAUCCAUUUUACGCACAUUAAAGCGCUGUAUGCAUUUUCUUUGAUGCAUGCAGUUUCUAUCAAUUAAAUAUAAAGAAUGAGACUAGGCACAAGGCUUAUUAAAUUACUGCAAGCUUGUUUUGGGGAAAAAAAAAUUGCUUUAGUCCUCUUGCUAAUGUUAUCGUCAGAUAUUUGUUGCAGUGAUGUGGGGUAGAGCAAAGCAUUUUCGGAAUGUGAAAGAGAUUUAUAUUUUGAAAGUUGUGCUUCUAGCCCCAAAAGAAAAUAAGAAAGGAUCAGACUCUGAUAGUCUUAGUUUGAACUGAAGGGACAGGCGAGUAUCUUUUUAUCACUCUUUAAAUUUACAUCAGGCAUGUACAAUGCUCAGUUGUAGCAGAAUAACCAGAGCUAGAAAAGCAGCUCAGAAAGUUAAUUUUCUAGCUUUUAACCAAUCUCACUGAAGGAUUUAAUUGAUAUUUUUAAUGGAGCCGUGAAUCAAUGCCGCGAAAGGAUUGUCUCCAGAGGUCUAGGAUAUAAUGCAUUUCAUUUUUUAAUUUACUUUUUUAUUUGUCAGUUUCUUCAAAGGAUUUUAUAGGCUGUGGGUUUUCACUGUUUGCAAACAGGCUAGGUCCUUCCAUAAGCAUAUGUAAAGUAUUCAGAGAGAUAAGUAAUUUAUUAAAAUCUACCUAAUUUGCCGUGAUAUAUUAAAUCUCUGCUUCAGUGAUCACAGACCAUUUCAUUUAGAGAAUUAGGCAUUCCCUCUUUGUGUGAUUAAAGCUCUGGAAAAUGAGUUCUUUGCUCCUAUUUGUGAACAUUCAAAGCCUGCUAAUGGCAAGAAGAUGGAAUAGAUUAUGAGACAAUUCAUUACAGUUCAACAGCCAAAAAAAAGCAGCCAUAAUGCAAAAAUGCAAGUAUGAAUAUCUGCGGAUGGUUCGGACCAUCUGGGCUCUAAUGCCUUCAACGGAGGCGCUUCAUCUUCGGCGGGCUUUGAAUGACCUCAGCCCAAUACCCAUUUGUUGGUGUCCAUUGUAAGGGCAGCGGUGCCCGCCCCGGUCACAGAAGCCUGCGAAUUUUGUUCAGGACCGACGAAGCCUGUCGGUCCUAGAGCCUGCAGUCUCCGUGACACCUCUCCCAUCAAAACGCCGCUAAUCCGCCCAACAACUCAUUCCUCGGGAACCUCUCGGAGGCCGCAAACAUCUGCAGACAAAACCACUCCAACCCUAGUAAACAGCCACGUGUUUGUUGUCACUUGGGCUGGCUCUUAGCUCAUCCCUUUGGCCCCUCUUGCUAGCUCUGUUUGGCUUUGUGCAGUUAUGUUGUCAUUAAAGCCCUUGCUAUUCCCCACAGUAAUUUAAAGCAGCCAGAUUAUACACUGAGGUACCAGGGGGCUCUUUAGGCAUUUCGUUGUGGUCUUCUCCCUGGAGAUUUGUAUUGUUGCUUGAAUUCUUGGCAUCCCAGGCUCUCCAUCCUCCUCGUACGCAAGAGAAGCGGGCGGCCCGCCUCUCUGAAUCUCAGCAGCAUCCUGGACUUUUGGGGGUGAGAAGACUGUUUCUGUGGGCUAGUCGGACCUGUUUUCUUCCUAGGGACGCUAGCUGGGCGGGGCAGAAGAAAAACAGCCUUCCUCUCACUUUCAUAUCUGCAGCCGAAGCGCUCACCUUCAAACCUGUAAAUUCGUUAAACAUUCAUCUGGAGAGCAAAAUAAACGGCUACUGAGCUCAUUUAGGGGUAAGAGA
Messenger RNA from Ornithorhynchus anatinus (platypus), 6115 nucleotides. It is a transcript of the gene RPGRIP1L, whose product is annotated as RPGRIP1 like. Gene Ontology annotation, biological process: non-motile cilium assembly; retinal rod cell development. Lineage: Eukaryota; Metazoa; Chordata; Mammalia; Monotremata; Ornithorhynchidae. Gene Ontology annotation, molecular function: thromboxane A2 receptor binding. Gene Ontology annotation, cellular component: photoreceptor connecting cilium. The record is from RefSeq and is a predicted model, not a curated record. The transcript has 26 exons. The coding region runs from base 57 to 3860 and encodes 1267 amino acids.